UUUUCUUUGCUGUACAGAUCACAGUGGGGCUAAAAUUCAAGCGGAGUGCUGGGAGGUGGGAGCUGGAUAAGGAGCCCUUGAAUCGAGUUAGUCACACUCUUUAGCAUCUAGCUUUUACAGUUUCUGCUUCGAUACCAUGAUUUUUGACUGUCUGCUGAGCGUGUGGCUGCGAGGAUGGACCACAAUUAAUAAAACUAACGGGUUUCCUAUUAUUGGACACUGAGGUUGUUUCUAAUUUUUGAACAUUACAAACCAGGCUGUGAUGAACAUCCAAGACACUAAAUCUAGGCAGGUGCUGGCCACUGAGGUCAGGAGGAAUAUUUUUGAAACCUCUAAGCAUGAAGUGCCUGCCAGUUGUUGUAACUGGAAGCUUUUUGGCUAAGGCCCAAAAGGUGGCUAAUGCCAAACGCUCUGCUCAAACCUUUUGGCUUGCUGAGGUCAGUACCCAGCUCCUGUCACAGAGUGUUCAGGCUGCCAGGGCCUUGGGGACCACUGAGCCAGCACCCUCAUCUCACGUGAGAGGACUGAGGCCUGGGAUGGUCCCUUUGGCAGCACAGUGCUGGCCAGAACCCUCCCAGCCUCCAGCCCCCGGGCUCCUAAACUAGAAGCUGAGCUGUACCAUUUGGAAUCUGCCCUGCAAACUCCCUGGGCCUGCUCCCCACACCACACAACUCUCUGCCGAGGCCAAAGGGGGCUUUAGGCACUUUUGAAGUCAACUGAGCAGUGAGGGGAGGAUGUGGGUAGGCAUUGAAAGGUGACCUGAGGUUUACCCUGCAAGAGACUGGACCUGCUCCAUCCAGAACCCCUCUUUAUCCUAAGCCACGUGACAUGCUUCAUGGCAGUGACCCUGUGUCAGGUCCACCUGGCAAAUCUACUUGGGAUUUGAGCUGAAAUACCUGGUGAGUCCUCCACUGUUAUUGGAGCUGGCACCUUCUCUUCUCACUGGGAACCAGCUUCCCUAAAGGCCCAUGUACCCAGCCCCCUGUCCCAGACAAGCCUGGGUGCCUUUGGGAGCUAAUGAGCUGCCCUCCUUCCCACCUUGGGCCUUGAUACUGCCUGGGGAAUUCACACAAAUGGUGUGAAACUUGCCUCUUCUUUGUUUUCCUUUCUGACUUGGAGCUAUCACAGACCCCUCACCUCCACCCGGACCCUGUUUAUUCAACUGGGAGAGAUUUAACACCCAAGAACAUAGCUCUCUCUCCAGGAUCCCCCUCCCUAAAUCUUCAAGACCGUCCCACAUUCCCCCACGCCUGCACCGCCUGAAUAACUGAUGAGUCAAGGCAGGCUUAUAAAAGGGUCCCCAGGGGGGAAUAGCCAAGAGCGCCGAAGGUUCUGAGAACUGGCGUAGCCCAGUCGUCUGCCUUGGUGUCCCAAGGAUGGACCCUGCUGCUCCUGCUGCUGCUCCCCGGGGCCUGGCCCUGGCCCAAGCACAAAUCAAUGGACAAGAAGUUUCUGGGAAUGAAAGAGAAACUUGUCUUUGGAGACCCUGGCUGUCCUCCGUAAAUGACCAACCAAGGCAGGCUGCUGGUGGGUCAACAGCUGCUGAGGCCACCAAGGCUGAGUUCCAUCACCCUGUCAGGCUCUUCUGGCCUAAAUCCCGCUCCUUUGACUACCUGUACAGUGCUGGGGAGAUGUUACUACAGAAUUUCCCUGUCCAGGCCACCAUCAACUUAUAUGAGGAUUCCAACAGUGAAGAGGAUGAGGAGGACAAGGAGGAGGACGAAGAGGAGGAGGAGGAGGUCAAUGAAAUAGGGCCAGAAGGGUGUGUGAGGGUACCAGAGGCCACACCACACAAGGCCACAGCUCAUUCCCCUGACCAACCCCUGACCUGUCCAAACUGAAGCAGUCCCAGUUACACUUGACAGGUUUCCAAGGGCAUUGAUUAGCAAAGAGUCUCCAGACACAGAUUUUCUGGACUGAAACCAGUGUCCUCAAGCUGUCUAGCUUACCCUGGCUCCCCUGAUGGGCCUGCGAGUCCAGGCCUCUGGUAUGUUUCUGUCUGAGCUGUCCUUGUGCCAACAGUAGGAGAUUCCUCAGACCUGGAAGGGUAAUCAGGAAGCCCUGAUUUCUGAAGCCCUCAGGAAGUAGAGUGGGGCAGGAGAUGCCCUUGGACAAGAGAGCAGGCACUCCCCAGGGCCCUUUGAUCCCCUAGUUUUCAAAGGUAGCCAUGUGAGUCAGUCUCUGGGGGAGAAAGGCUGACUUCCAGAGACACCAACACCAGAUCCAAGCAAUACUGGGGCACCUUGAGGAAAGGGAAUGGAACGGAAUGGAAUGGAAGGAGGCAUCUUGAGAAUCUGCUUGUCUGGGGACCUGCAUCCACUUUGCUUGCUAUUCAUUCAGUCUGGGUAUUGGCAUAAGAUGAAUCAGGAGAAAAAUAAAUGGAAUGAUGUUUGCCUUUUUCUUGGAA
Peromyscus eremicus (cactus mouse) is the source of this 2407-nucleotide messenger RNA. RefSeq names its product ripply transcriptional repressor 1 (gene Ripply1). Gene Ontology annotation, cellular component: nucleus. NCBI's taxonomy places the organism in Eukaryota, Metazoa, Chordata, Mammalia, Rodentia, Cricetidae. The transcript is spliced from 4 exons. Gene Ontology annotation, biological process: embryonic pattern specification; negative regulation of transcription by RNA polymerase II. The record is from RefSeq and is a predicted model, not a curated record. Bases 1377 to 1841 code for a protein of 154 amino acids.